Pyrus x bretschneideri (Chinese white pear) is the source of this 1806-nucleotide messenger RNA. RefSeq lists its product as uncharacterized. The record is from RefSeq and is a predicted model, not a curated record. The transcript has a single exon. Bases 1 to 1806 code for a protein of 601 amino acids. NCBI's taxonomy places the organism in Eukaryota, Viridiplantae, Streptophyta, Magnoliopsida, Rosales, Rosaceae.
AUGAACAAUUCCCGUUGUUCUAGCCCUCCUCCUUCGGGAGAAAUCAAUGAGAUUUUGAAGAUUGAUGGUGAUGAUUCGAAGUUUGAUGAUUUUGGUGAUGGAGAGGUGUCGAAACCGAAUUUCGUGUUCAAGUUUGAGUUCCAGACUAAAGAAUUAUUGAGUAGAAUCAAUGAAGGGAAUAAUGUUAUUGGUGAUUCGGCUCUCUCGGAAGAGUACGAGUUCCAAGCUGAUAAGUUUAACCAAAUGAAAGCUGCAAAGAAUGUUAGUUGUUUCAUGGAAGAAGCUAAAGCCGCAAGCUUUAAUGUUGAAGAAGCUUAUGAAGAAACUCCUCAGGAUUUUGGACAUGGUGAAUGCGAGAAAGAUGAGUCCCGUGAGAUGAAAUUGGUCACGGGAGAGAAGCCUCGUUCGGGUGGAGAGAAAUUGGGGAGUCACGAAAACGAUUCGGCUUCAGAUUCUGAUUACGAUUCUGUUGGGUACGAAACUGAUUGUUUUGAGCACGAGGGAGAAGAUAUGAAGGAAGAAGUUCAAGAAACCGAAGAGCUGCAGAAGAAUGAUCAUCACAAUCCUGAAGAAAAGCCAACGGAGGGUUUAGAUUUAGAAGAUUCUGAAAAAUCCAAUUGUCAUAACCAUAACCUGACAGCCAGAGAUUAUGUGGAUUCAUACACAUUGGAAGCUUUGUGGGAGCACCAAGAAUUGAUAGAACAGUUAAAAAUGGAGUUCAAGAGAGUCAGAACUGAUGCUCUACCUACUAUUCCCGAAGAUUACGAGUUCUUGAAUUUGGAUGAUUUGAAGCCAAGGAAGGUUGAUGAAAUACUCCAUGGUAGAAUCGGAGAGUUUGACGAAUUCUACAAGAGCUACAGCGUACGUAUGCGAAAUUUCGAUAUCUUGAAUAACCAGAAGUUGAAUGCACUACGUUUAUUGCAGUCCAAGAAACCACCUAAGUCGUUUUCGAGUAGCAAGUCCUUUCGCUCAUGGAACCUUUUGAGAUGCAAAUCAAAUAAAGAUUCCGAUUUUUUUGACCCAAUUUCGGUCAAGUUUAGAGAAUUGCAUAGUGAGUUAGAAGUGGUGUAUGUGGGGCAGUUGUGCCUUUCGUGGGAGUUCCUUAAAUGGCAGUAUGGUAAGGCCUUGGAGCUGUGGAAGUCUCCAUAUAAAACCGCUACAUAUAAUGAAGUCGCGGGCGAAUUUCAGAAGUUUAAAGAGUACUUGCAAAGAUUUGUGGAGGGUGAAUGUUCUGAAGAACGGACAAGGGUUGAAAAUUAUGUCAAUAAUCGAUACAAGAUGUCUAUACUUCUUCAAGUUCCAGUGGUUCGAGGGGACAAUUUAAAAGACAGAAGGAAAACAAGAAGAAAAGGUAGAGAUGAUGGAGAAAUAAUUUCGAGUGAUGAUCUAGUAGAGAAACUGGAAGAAUCAAUUACGACAAUGUGGCAAUUCAUUCAAGCUGAUAAAUAUGCUAGCAGUGCGAUUAAUGCAAGUCAAAAGAGAAGACGAGAACACCUUCAACAAACGGAUUUGAAUCUUUUAGCUGAGGUCCAAACUGAUCUUCACAAGAAAAAUAUGAAGCUCAAAGAGACACUGAGGAGUAGGAACAGCAUGCUCAAGAGAUUCAGAAAGCAUGUAGAAGAGGAAGGUACAGAUGAUCACCUUUACUUCUUCUCUGAAGUUGACAUGAAAUUAGUUUCUAGGGUUUUGAAAAUGUCAAGUGUAACAACAGACCAACUAGAGUGGUGUUGCGGUAUGUUGAGCAAGAUCUGUUUUGUGAACCGAAAGCUUUGUGUAGAUCCUUCAGUCUUGCUAUUUCCAUGCUAA